Molecule: messenger RNA, 7526 nt
Organism: Podarcis lilfordi (Lilford's wall lizard)
Lineage: Eukaryota; Metazoa; Chordata; Lepidosauria; Squamata; Lacertidae
Source: the annotation of a GenBank genome assembly
AUGUUGGCUAUGCAAUAAACUUCAUUUAUUUAGAGUACUACUAGCUGACUUUAUAGCCCCAAGAGAAUCUCAACAAUUAUCACAAGAAGCACGGCGAGGGAUUAUAGAAACCGCAGUUCAGCAACGUCUGGAGUCCUGCAGGUUAGCCAUCCCUGUUAUAAAGAGUUGCAACCACUUGCAUUGAACCCAGGUACUGGCAUCAGAAAUAGGUGUGGUAUUCUUAUGAUGCCAGGAUUGUUCAAGUGUCAUUCCCUGCCCUUUGCCUUCUCUGGUGUUGCCCUUUAGCCUCCACCUAUGAGGGGCUGGGGCUGAGCAGUUGGAACUCAGUCAGCACAUGAUGGAGUCAAACCUUCCUUUGCUUGAUGGUGAUGACGGUAGUUGUCACUUUAGAGACAUGACAGUGUCAAGAAAUGAGUGACUAUGUAUAUGAUUAGUUGCUUUUUUAUUAAUUAUUGUAAUUAUGUCCUGUCUGUCAUUAAAGGAGCUGAAGGCGGCGUACAUAGUUUUCUUCCCUCCAUCUUAUUUUCACAACAGCCCUAUGAGGUAGGUUAGACUGAGAGUUAGUGACUGGCCGGCUUCAUGGCUGAGUGGGAAUUUGAACCCUGGUCUCCAAGGUCCUAAUCCAACACUAACCACUACACCACACUGGCAAUAUUACAAUAUAAUUGAAAUACUUGAUUAAUCUUUGCUCAGUUUUGCGCUUCCAGGUGGAUAAGAAAGAAUCAAAGCAUGCUUAGUGAACUCCUUUCAAGAACCUGCUACCCGCUGAAUUCCUUUCAAGAAACAACUACCCACUCUGAAUUUAAAAGGCAAAGUGCCAGAGAAACACUCAGCUUUCAGUUUUGCAUUUGCUACACUGCAGUUUUCUAAGUGUAUUAGUGUGAUUGCUGUGUCAAAGAAGAUUUAUUUGCCAUUCAAGCUUCCAUAGCUCACAAAGUGUAGGUAAUGGAAAAAAAUCUUCAACAUGGGGGUUGUGUCCAUAGGAUGUCCCUGAGGAAGAAUUAUCCUAGGAUUUCCCAAAAGGGGAGUCUGCCAUUGAGGACUGGAAAACAAACCAGUGAGGGAAGGAAGUGAGCUAAAUUUACUUCCAAAAGUUGCCUUAGUCAAAAUUGUGACCAGGUGAUGCUAUCACAUAGGUCAGAUAUGGAUAACCUGUGGCCCUCCGUAUAUUGUUGUCCUCCAUUUCCCAGCAGCCCCAGCUUGCUUGGUCAAUGGACAAGGAUUACUCCAACAGCUAUCUCUGAAGUACGUAGGUGGUGCUGCAUUGGUAAUGUGGAGAGUAGGGAAGGCACACUUGGGAACUUAUAAAGCUGGAGACUACCUCACAUUGCAUAGGGGAAAUCCAGAUCCUUCAGUCAAGAUGUACAUUCCAGGGUUGGAAAAGGAGAGAGGUAAAAGGCCUGUCAUUACCUUAGUAAGAGAACACUGCCAUUUUUCAAACAUUGAUUUUGCUCCCCUUAUCUUUAGUGUGAACAUUUAUUUGUGUUUAUAUUCCCAAGGUCUCAGGGGGACAAAUUAGUGUUUUGUAUUAUAUAAAAAUGUCGUUUAAAAAAUCACACAAAAACACACUGAAGACAGGGAUAUUCAUUGGCCCAUCGUUGUCACUAGAGGCACAGUUUGCCACUCUGUCUCAGAAACCUUCUUCCAGCCUAGGUAUACCAGUUCUUACUUGGGGAGCAAUAGUCUUAUUUCAGUGAUAGGUGUCCUGAUAGUCUCCCAUUUAGAUUACUGUAACACUUUUUUAUGAGGGUACCUUUAAAAAUGGCCCAGAAACUUUGGUUGGUACAAAAUAUGACUGCAAUAUUGCUAACUUAGAUGGGCUGUUGCACUUUUUUUUUUGUUAAUGGCUUUUGCUCUGUUUCGAGGUCCAAUUCAAAGUACUGGUGUUGAUUUUUAAGGCCUUUUACCACAUUGGUCCUUUGUACCUGAAUGAUUGUCUUUCCCACAUGUGACUUCUCAGAUGCUAUUAACUUGAUCUAAGGUCCUUCUUUGAAUGUCCCGUCAAGUGAGGUACAAUAGGUGAUUAUGUGACAGAAAGGGCCUUCUCAGUAGUGUUGCUAACACCCUCAACAGAGAGAUCGCUGCAAUUCUGAUAUCUUACCUUCCAUUGAAAGCAUUUUUGUUUUGCCAAGGAUUUUUAUAGAAUUUGAUUCAUUUGGUCAUUUGUCCUGUGUUUUAUGAUCUUAUAAUUUUAGGCUUUAAUUAUUUAAUUGUAUGGUGGUUUUAAAAUAUUAUUUCCAAAUAAGCAAAUAUGUUAGCUGUAGGGUCUCUCCCCCCCCUUAAAUGUUUUGAUUCUAUCUAGUGUUUAAAUUCUGAGUUGUGUUUUCUUUUCCUUUUUUUAAAAAGUUAUUUAAUCCUGUAAUCCACCCAGAAAACAUUUUGUUAGCAGGUGGCAUAUGAAGCACAAAUUCUACACCAGCCAACCAACUAGUCAAAAGAAUAAUAAUUUUCAAUCCUAAAAACUAGAUUGUGAAGGGGAAUGAAUGGCAUGAUGUGAUAUAAACACUGGAGAAGCAGAUAAUCAUUUGUUUCAGUCAUUUGCUCUGAAUGCCCCUUAGUGUGGCACACUUAAUUCCCUCCUACUCUCUGCUUGUGAUUUAUUGUCACAGGGAUUAGUUAAUCUGUACAGAUCUGAUAUGUGGAGGGGGAUACUGCCUUGGGAUGUGGGGGUUGUAUAUAACUUUUUGUUCUUUCACUCUUAGGAUUCAAUUAUUCCUUAAAUGCUGGGAAGCAGAGACCCCGAGGCCAGUGUUCAUUGUCACACUUCAUCAUUCUGUGGAGUGCACCUGCAACUCACUCUUGUGAUGAAAAGCAUCAUAUCCGCAGGACUCAUUACCGGACUUGUCCAAGGAUGUGGCUCAGCAUGCCCAUCUAAUGAACAAGAAAGGCAUAAAUCCUUCCAAUAUUGCACUUUUAAUCAUGGGAGUGACUUUUGGGUGCAAUCCUCAGAAUGAAAAUGGUAUUUUGAGAAGAAGCCUUGAAUAUGAAGGCUAUAUAGGGACCAGAACUGAACCAUUGAGCACAAUAUUAUUAUUAAACUGUUGCUGCCACUCCUCCCAGUCCACUCUGCAAACUAUAAAACAGAACACUCUGGAGUGCAAUACUAGUCAUCAGGUACUCUUAUCUGUGUAAAAUACUUUUGCCAAAAUUCUGGGUAUAGCACUGUCUACUAGUUUGCAGUAAUAUGCUAUACUGUACUAUAUUGCGGGACUUGACAUCUUUCCGCAGGGCCUGCAAGUUCUGCUUGGUCUUGGUUUGGACACAGUCUGAUCCUUAUGUUUCCCUCCCCUUAUGGUUUUGAUUUAUGGGCUACUAUUAAAAUGAGGCUGCAUUUUAAAUUGUAUUUUAACCCGUAUUUUAAUUAACUGUCCCCCCACAUUAUGUUUUACUGUAAUUUUAUUGGUGUUAGCUGCCCUGAGCCCAGUUCUGGCUGGGGAGGGUGGGGUAUAAAUAAAAAGUUAUUAUUAUUUUAUUAUACUGUAUUGAAAUUAGCUAUAACCUGUUACAUAUAACCCACUUUUAUAGAGGUGGAUUCAUAAGUGUCCUCUUUAUGUCUCUCUAUUCUUCUGCUCAUAUCCCAUCUCCAAACAGACUGGCACUUGGGUGUCUGAAUACAAAACAAAAUUGGAUUUGUAAACUUUUUCUGCUUGGAUAAAAUUAGCAUUCUUAGAUUUUGUACUUGCUUCUGAAAUGGAAAAUGGAACUCUGGUCACCAGACUUCUGUGACAUCACAGCAACUCAGGCAAUGUGCAAGGAAUACUUUCAGACCAACAAUCUGUUAGGAUUUGUCCAUUGUUAUUGCUGUUCUUUGUUUUAACUUUUCCAAAAAUAUUUUCUGCCAAAUCUCAAUUUGUGCAGUUCUCACAUUCGUGUCUCUUCUAUGAUGGCAAUCAAGGUGGCUAGCCGUAAUCUGACAAAGAAAAGCAAUAAAUCAAAGGUAAAAUUAAGGAAGACCUUUUAACCAAAGGUUAAGAACAGCAGCAAACUAAUAUUAUUUAUCAUUUUUGUUUUCUGGUAACUUACCUUACAACAGCAUCCACAUUAAAUGAGAAUAUUGGAAAUAGUAGAUGGAUUUCCACCAGAAGAGGGCAUCAAACCAUAAGAUACAGGAAUAAUUUUAUGGUUAAUUUCAAGGGCUUAUUAAAUUAGACCAUCAUUUGUAGUAGUGCCAGUUUGACAUUUUUCUUUCUGUAAAUUGCGUAGGUAGCCCCAUAAAAUGAAAACAAAGUACAUGCCCAAAAGAACAACCAGAAAGGAAGGAGAAUACACUGCCAAAAAUUAAUGUACUGGUGUGGCUGACUAGUCUGUUAACAGGCCUCAAAUUGCUCAUCAGAGGCAAAAGUAUAAAGGAGCUUAUUUUAGUUCUCAUGGAAACACAUCCUUAAAUUUUAGACGCCAUAGUUAAGGCAGGAACAAUGGAUAACAUAUCAAUACAUUUAGAAACAAAUUAGCAUUGUAUGUUAAAUGCUCAGUUGGCUGCAAAUGGCAAUCUAGCUGACACUUGAGGUGUAUAUAUUUAGGAACCACCUUAUUUCUGUAAGUUUUUAAUAUUGUGUUUUAAUGUUGUAGCCUGCCCAGAGUCCUUGGGGUGAGGGGUGGGUGAACAACAACAACAGCAGCAGCAGCAGCAACAACAACAACAACAACAACAACACCACAAACCACCACCACAAUAGCAGCCGCAGCAGGUUUCCUCUAGUUGUGAGAUUAUAAAAGAUGUGCACUUGUAGGCAGAAGAAACAUCAAUUCUUUGCAACGUGAAGCAAUCUAAUUAAGAGGAACCUCAAUGACUUAUGGGGGGAAAUCCUUUAUGUGCCCAGCAGAUGGCAGCAUAUUCACACUUUUUAAAGUGGGCUCCAACUAACCUCCCUAAUUGGCUUCAUACCUGUAUGUACCUGUCUUGAGACAGCAAUAGAGGACAUUUUGGAGGAAGUAAUAGAGCAUCUAUUUAGGCUUAUUGUUAAGUCAUCAUUUAGUAUAAUACAAGGUUUUGUAGGUCCAAACACACAACUAACAGACUACAUAGAAAAAGGGAAGUAACCUCAAGGACUCACUAAAGAACAGCGUCUUAGCUCCAACCCAUAAUAAUGGGAGACAAUAUUUAACUGGCAUUAUCAGUUGCUACACUCAUGAUUGUGCAAAUUGCCCACUGGACAUGUUGUCCUAGUCAACCCCACAUGUAACUUCUUUCCAUCCCAUAAAAUACCUGGAGAAGUUAGCUAUGUCUAAUUCUUCUAAUGAUCAGCAGCUGCUAUUUUUUAAUGAAUAAACGGCUAAAGCUGCAGGCAGAAGUGUCAACAUGCCUUUCAAGAGCAUUGCUGUACCUAAAGUAAAGGGGUAAAACUCCCACCUCCAAUGCCACAAUCCCUUUGCUAGCAAGUUAGUAUAAAAUAAAUAAAAAUCAUCCACACAAGGGCUAAAGACAUGAAUAAUAUUACAUCUAGUUUGCCCCUUGGUCAUUUAUAAAUGAAGGGUACUACAUGCACAACAGAGUUCUACAGCUCCCGAGUCAAAACCUCCCUCCACCUUGAUGAAGAGUCACUGAUAAGCGCUCUCCCAGUUUUGCAACAUCUAUGAGACAGUAUUGACCUGCUGUUAACCAGCUUUCUACCCAAAAUAAUGUGGGGAAUUUGGCCAAAUGCAAUUAUUUGCAAACAAAAAACCCAACCCCAUGUAUUUUACUUAUAUCUCGUUCUACUUUGGAAAGUUCAGAGGUGGUUAUAUAGGAUUCUGAGCACACACUGAUUAAGUACAUUUCCAAUUAACUUCUAUAAUGCUAUAGUGUUAGCUGCUCCCAGCUAUUCAUUCACUGGUCCAUGUCAGAUACUGUAGCAUAGAUAGUAUGCCUGGGCUAGUAGGGUUCUCAUAGGAUCAGGACUGUUGCAUCAGAACCUUUAGAAUGGGCAGGGAAGCUGUGGACCUUCAGAUGCUAUUGGACUAGAGUUGCCAGACACCUCAGGACGGACCUGAGGUCUCCAGGGUUUCCUGAUAACUCCCAUGUACAGUAGCAGGGGGAGGGCUUGAAGACCAUUAUGCAUGCAGCUUGCAGUCUUUGGCCUUGCAGGAGCCAGUUGCAAAUUAUUACAAAUACUUGGGGGGGGCAUGGGGAGUCUGCCCUCAUCUCCAAAUUAACCCCCAUUGCUCAGUGGUGGGAGGAAGUGCAGAGGAAGAAAAAGAGCUGGGCUUAAGAGGAGGAGCAUUUAUGAGUGCACAUAGGCAACUGGAGGGAGGUGUGGGGCUGCAAAAGUGAGCGGAGUGAAGAGCAGCAGUAGGAGCCAAUUUCUGCUGCUUCCACGCAGGGGAAAUGACAGAGCCCAGAGAAAAUGUUCCAAGUCUCAUGCAUAAUUCUCUCUCUCACACACACACACACACACACACACACAUAUUAAAGGGGUUUAUCCCAGUUAUGCAAUUGCCAGAUGGCAACAAGCGAGAAGAGCUUGGGAUUUGUCCCCUUUCAAAAAUGCUGGCUAUUUGCAAGGGAAUGCUAAGCAACCUUUCCCCUUUUAAAACCCCCUCAAUCCUCCAUCCUUAUUUGUUUUUCCUCCUGUCUGUAGCCUGUCGUUAUUAGCAAACUUUUGUUAGUAUUGGACUAAAGAUGUAAUUUCUGAAGAUUAAAAAGAAAACCAGUUAGUAUCAAAAUGAUUAAAGAAGAUAUAUUCAAGCUUCCCCCCUGCCCUGGUAGUAUUAAAUAAUGCAGCCUUACCAGACAGAGGGAGAAUAAGAAUAAUUCCCCACAUUCCUGGAAGUGCCACCAACUGGCUGUGCAGGUGACCUCUGUGUCCAUCUGGCGGUGCUUCCCUGUAACAUUGGAAAUCAAAUACAAUUGUUGCCUGUGGUUAACCAAAUGGAGAAUGAAGGCACAGAUGGUUAGAAAAGGCAACCAUAUGCUUCAUGAAAAGUAAUGGCAAUUACGAGAAAUGAGGAGUUUCCCACUACAGAACUAGUAUGAUAUUCAUUCAUCUUCAAAAUAAAAAAGUUGUGCCUAUUUGUAGUGGCUGUGUCAAUGGGGAGUACGACUGCUUUCUGGCAACAUUCAUUCUGAUUUGUCUAUGGGGAGGCUAGAGGCUAGGGAAGCAGUUCUGCUGCUCAUGCUGGCCAAAGUGGGAAGUGGGGAGUGUAGUUUCACCCUCCAAGUUUUGCUGUGUUAGCUGCAUGCUGGCACAGUAGAGAGGCCUGGAUCAGGCCCAUUGCCGGCUUGGGGGUUUGAUUGUUCUGUUGAUAUUCCCACCCCCUUGUAAUAAUCCAAUGAUUUGCCCUUCUUUCCCAGAUAAGCCCUUAGACAAGCAUGCCAAUACCAAGUAUAAUACUGUUGUUUUAUCUGCAUGACACUUUGCAGCAGUCCAAAAGGACUUGUUCCUGCUGUUGCUCAUGCAUUCUGCUUCUGGAUGCAACCACUUCGGAAUACAACAAUCCUUGGCUUGAAUGAGAUAGAAGAAAGUGAGAAGGACACCAUGUAUGCUCUGUUAAAUGCUCUGAGAAGAUUCACUAAAUCCAGUUCCACUGUAAUUGUGACUGCAAGCUAA